AUGGUUGAUUUUUACAAAGAGCUGCUAGGAAAAAAAGAGAAUCAAAGAACUAAAACUUUCAACGAUUUCCUACGAAAUGGAAAUGUACUCACCAUAUCACAACAACUAGAUAUGUUAAAACCAUACACUGAGAAGGAUGUGAAGAAAAUAAUGUUCAGUAUAGAUAAGAAUAAAAAUUCGGGCCCUGAUGGCUAUGGCGGUGACUUUUUCAAGGCUGCGUGGACAAUAAUAUGGGGAGAUGUAACUACUGCUAUCCUAGAAUUCUUCAGCAAUGGUAAGCUUCUUAAGCAGCUGAAUGCUACCAUGAUUUCCUUGAUUCCCAAGGUAACAGCAGCACAAAAGGCAGAGCAAUUCAGACCGAUAUCAUGUUGUGAUGUGAUUUAUAAAUGUAUAUCAAAAAUGAUAUGCACAAGAUUGAGGAAGGCAGUACUCCACAUAGUAGAAGAGAACCAAGCAGCAUUUGUGGAAGGAAGAUCAUUAGUGCACAAUGUACUAAUAUUUCAUGACCUUCUUAAGCAUUAUAAUAGGAAGACAUCGCCUAGAUGUCUAAUGAAGAUAGACCUCCGCAAGGCUUAUGACAUGGUGAGUUGGGAUUUCAUUGAUGAAGCUAUGAGAGGGUUUGGAUUUCCAUAA
Messenger RNA from Nicotiana attenuata, 633 nucleotides. RefSeq lists its product as uncharacterized. The record is from RefSeq and is a predicted model, not a curated record. Lineage: Eukaryota; Viridiplantae; Streptophyta; Magnoliopsida; Solanales; Solanaceae. The transcript has a single exon. The coding region runs from base 1 to 633 and encodes 210 amino acids.